GAAAAAAAUACGUCAGCCCGGAGGAGGAAGAGGAUGGGCCGAGGAGGUGGGAGUAGACAGGUAAAGGUGAGCUGCUCCGUCGCGCCCACAACGCAGGGAAGCAUACCGAUGUUUUGUUGACUCCUUUGUUUCUCCAUUUUGAGCCGCCUGCGUAAUCAAGAAAAUGGUGAAACAAGAGCAGGAGUUAGACAACCGGCCCGACAACACCGCCUUCACUCAGCAGAGGCUUCCUGCAUGGCAGCCUAUGCUCUCAGCUGGGAUUGUAAUCCCAGGGUUUGUCCUAAUUGGUCUGGCAUUCAUCGGCAUUGGCAUCGCCCUGUUUGUCACUUCUCGGAGCAUCCAGGUGUUGGAGAUAGACUACACUGGGGUUGCGCAGGAUUCACCGUGCUACAGGUGCUCUGACCCAGAUACUAAGGACUGUAUGUGCAGCAUGGACUUCUCCAUUGACACUCUAUUUAAGGGACCUGUGUUCUUUUAUUAUGGCCUGACGAACUACUUUCAGAACUACAGAAGGUACGGGGCGUCCAAAGAUGCUAACCAGCUGUCUGGAGACCUGAAAUACUUCACGAAUCCCAGUAGUGAUUGCUCUCCCUACCAGUACGAUAACGACAAACCAAUUGUGCCAUGUGGAUCAAUCGCAAACAGCAUGUUCAAUGAUACUUUCAAGCUGUAUCAGAUUGUCAAUGGGACAAGGAAGCAGGUCCCCCUUGAUGGUAAAGGGAUUGCUUGGUGGACAGACUACAACGUCAAAUACAGAAACCCCAGUGUCACACCCCUCGAGAACGCCUUCAACGGUACCGUGAAACCUGUAUUUUGGUCAAGACCUGCUUACAAGCUGGACCCCACAGACCCGGCUAACAACGGCUUCAUCAACCAAGACUUCCUGGUGUGGAUGAGGAGGGCAGCCCUUCCAAAUUUCAGAAAGCUGUAUCGACGAAUUACAGAGGGGGAUUAUGCAGAGGGUCUCCCGGCUGGAAACUACACCCUCGAAAUUGCCUACAACUAUCCUGUUCUGAGCUUUGACGGGGAAAAGAAGGUGGUUUUCAGCAACGUGUCCUGGAUGGGUGGAAAGAAUGAGUUCCUGGGAAUUGCCUACCUCGUUAUUGGUUCACUGUGUAUCGUCAUGUCUAUCGUCAUGCUCAUCGUCUACGCUAAAUUCAAGUUUCCUGAGGAGGACUGAGCAUCUGAUCGUGGAGUGUAGCUGACUGGGGUUUUAUCAGACCUGUCAACAAAUAUUUGAUGUGUCUACUCAAAGGGAUGAUGAAGGCAUUGCUUAGUUUUCAUACCAAAGGCUAGAAUCCACAUAUGAACUGUAACGUUAUUCUGUUUUGGACAUGAAGAUCAUGUCCUAAGGUGCAGAGGAUGCCUGGUUUUACUUUGUUGUGCAGAACAUGAUGCUGGAAUUCCCUUUUGAUUUGGAAAAUAGGAACUGACUUUUUGGACGCUGAGGCUUUAUUUCCAAUUUGGGAUCAUGUACUUGUCGGUAGGUACAUUAAUAAAAAUAAAUUCUUGUGAGUGCAAAACACUGCUAACAUAUUUUGCCAGCAGAGCUCUUUUAUCUCUGUAUUUCUUAAACCUGUGCUUCUUCAUCAUCAAAAAAACAGGUGCCUUCUCAGGUUAGGUCAGUAAUACUUUUGAAGCCAUAAAUUAUUUAAAAAGCCAUUUGUUACUGUGUAGGAAGUUACAUUUGAUGUGUGUGGAAUGUGGAACAUAACUAGCAAAUGAGUGUAAAAAUUGUGAAUAUAUUGCUCAGGGAAAUGGUGUACAGGCUCUUCAUCUUAUGCUGUUUUCAUGCUUGUAAUAGUUUUAACUAUGGUUAUUCUUUGGAACUGAGGUUUUACUAUAUGCUGAUAUUUUUUAAUAAACAACAAAACCAUUAUGUCA
This is a messenger RNA of Amphiprion ocellaris (clown anemonefish), 1884 nucleotides long. RefSeq names its product transmembrane protein 30B (gene tmem30b). Gene Ontology annotation, biological process: phospholipid translocation. The transcript is spliced from 8 exons. Gene Ontology annotation, cellular component: plasma membrane; Golgi apparatus; endoplasmic reticulum. The record is from RefSeq and is a predicted model, not a curated record. Bases 164 to 1180 code for a protein of 338 amino acids. Lineage: Eukaryota; Metazoa; Chordata; Actinopteri; Pomacentridae.